AAACGAUAUUUAUUUGUAAUAUAAAUUUAUCGGAUGAGGAAUAUAUCGAUUAGUGUAUUUCGAUAUCAGUAAUUCACAAUAGCAAAGAAAAUUAGCAAAUAUCUUUCAAAUCGAUUGUGUAUAUAUUUCGGUGCCGAAAAAUAUCAAUGAACUGUUACAGUUGGAAAAUGUUUUUAACAUUUUAUAAAUGUCAUUCAAAAGUUGUGCAAUGUGCAUACUUUACGUCGUAAAAAUACUCACAUUUGCAGUUCAAGUACACUAAUAUUAAAAUUAAGGAUAAAUAUUACUUACUUUAAAUGCGGCGCUCACAACGACUUAUGAAAUAUAGAGAUGUUAGGAAUAAAGCUGAACGUUUGGACAAAAGUAGCAAUUCAAUUACUGACGAUCGGAAUGCUAAACAACAUAUUCAAAAUUUUGAGCGAAAAACGGAUAACGGAAGUAACUCUAAUGAAUUUAGCUUGCCUCAGUUGUCUAACAGUAUAAGUGACGGUCAAAGCAUAGAUGUUAAGAAAGAUACAUGGAACAAAAGUUCAAAAACUAACGCUAAGGUACAAGAAGUAAAUACAAAUAAUAGUAACACAACAGAAGAAAACAAAGCUACAAUGCGGUCUCAGAAUAAUAAACGAUGUACAGCAGCGCCAUCUUCAUCAACUACAAGAAGAGGCAGAAAAAGAGGAACUAGUCGGUCUAAAAUCAACCGACAAAACAAAAAAAUGCGCACCGCAGCUAUUUCAAAUGAGUUUGAAGUUAAAGCACCUUUCAUAUCAAUUGACAAUUACUUUAAUCCCAUAAGAAAUCCAUUGAUGCAAGUUGCAAAUGCCCAGACAAGGCUGAAUAAUGAUUUUUAUUGCCACAACACUAAUAUGCCAACAAAUUAUCUUCAAACAACCAAAGACUCGCUAUUACCGCCAAUGUAUCCAAAUCAUUUUGUUAAUCAAAACUACAACAACAGUUUUAUUAACCAACAACAAUUGCAGUCUUUUGCAGCGUUGGACGCAAACAUUCAACCAGCAAUGCACUUUCCCACGCCAGACUUAACACAAUCACUUGAUUUUGAUUCAUCCACUUCCACGAUUUCUCUGUCAGAUUCUCUGAGAGAACUGUUUGGAUGUGAUGAUAUACGCGAUGUUUUGAAAUUGGAUAAAGUUAUAUUCCGUAUGAGUCGUUUACAUUUACAAACAUUGGCAUUUGUGUUAAAUAUAGAAUUUGAUUAUUUGCAUAGUUUGAUUGAGAAGAUAAUGAAGUUGGAUACAGAGACUUUACAGAAAGUCAUUUUUGCUUUUCAACCAGAAGCAAAUCAACAAAAUGAUACAGUUACAAAUGAAUGAUUAAAUAAAUGAAACAACAGUAAUUUGUAAUGCUUAUAUAAAUAAAUAAAAAAUGUAUCAUUAUGAA
Zeugodacus cucurbitae (melon fly) is the source of this 1395-nucleotide messenger RNA. RefSeq lists its product as uncharacterized. The transcript has 2 exons. The coding region runs from base 297 to 1328 and encodes 343 amino acids. NCBI's taxonomy places the organism in Eukaryota, Metazoa, Arthropoda, Insecta, Diptera, Tephritidae. The record is from RefSeq and is a predicted model, not a curated record.